Messenger RNA from Suricata suricatta (meerkat), 537 nucleotides. RefSeq names its product annexin A2 receptor (gene ANXA2R). Gene Ontology annotation, molecular function: signaling receptor activity. NCBI's taxonomy places the organism in Eukaryota, Metazoa, Chordata, Mammalia, Carnivora, Herpestidae. The record is from RefSeq and is a predicted model, not a curated record. The transcript has a single exon. Bases 1 to 537 code for a protein of 178 amino acids.
AUGGGAUGCCACAGCGGAGGCGCCAGAGUUCCAGCUGCAUCGCUGCCGCGCUCAGAAGAUCCUGGGCCUUGCCCGCUCCCUUUCUAUCCUGUGCUGGGUGAGCCCUCAGUCCACGGUGGUGCUUUGCCUUCAGAACUGCUUUCCAGUCCAAGUUGGCGGCUUCGCUGGGUCUACACACAAAACCAAGUCUUGCCCGGAGCGCACAGCACCUCGGAACCAAGACCCGCUCUGGCCACUGGAGGCCUCUUGCCCUGGAGUCAGAAGAAGCCAGAGGCGUCCUCCGGAGAGCUGGACCGUGCGGAGGGACCCGAGCUACUUUGGCAUCAGCAGCUUCCCUUCCCCAGGACGCCCCUGCUGGCGACAGAGGGCGGGAGGAGAGCCGCGGGCGCGCACCCGUCGGAGCCCCGCAGACCUCUCCAGAGCGCUCAGGGGAGCGCGGUCCGGGCAUUCGCAGGCUGCCUGCGCUGGAUCGCUCAUACCGCGUACACCUUCAGUUGCCGCCUCCGCAGGAGCAUCUUUGGGACUAAGGAGCCCUGA